CGUACCAUUUAUAUCUACUACAUGCUCUUUCAAGGCUGAAAUCGACUCCUCGGGGUUCUAACUGACGUCGACAAUGUCUCACCACGGGUGAUUGUUGGCCUCAUGGUCCACAUAGCCAACUACGGAACGGCAACCGUGCGGCACAUUUACGGCGAUUGAACAAGACCUAAUAUAAACAGAUGGAAAACCUGCUUGCUGAAUCAUUCCAUCACACCGAUGCAACAGUUUGCAUACACAACGGGGGAGAACGCAACAGACGGCACUAUGAUCAUAGAUGUGAUGGAUCUGCUCUAUACUGGUCGCCUCUCCAGCUUCUGUAUUGUGUCCAGCGAUAGCGACUUCACGCGUCUUGCGGCCCGGAUCCGCGAGCAGGGUGUUACCGUGUAUGGCUUUGAUGAACGAAAAACCAACAAUGCGUUUAUUGCGGCCUGCGACAAAUUCGUCUACUUCGAUGUACUACCCAUGCCGACCGCCGAAGUGAAGAUGCCUUUGAUCCAGCACCAAGCACCACAAUCUUCCCCCAACUUAAGUGCACCAGCAACUACAACCGUCGAGCCUUUUGGUCCAAGGCCGAUCGACAAAGCAGGUUUCGGUGCCAUGAGGAGAGCCAUCGUUGCUAGCAUGGAUGAUGGAGAUAAUUGUGCUGACCUGGCGAAUGUUGGCCAUUAUCUAAGGAGAAUUUCUCAUGAUCUUAAUGCUCGCAACUACGGCUACAGGCGGUUGGAGGAUUUUGUGGAGGCCUCCAGGAUCGUGGAUGUAAGACUGAAGACGUUUAAGAACAGAACACCAGUUGUUUUGGUUCGUUUGGAGGAACACAAGCCGGCCAAGAGAAAUUUUGACCAGAUAGAAUAGAGAUCGAGCUCAGCACGGUUCCUCAGGAAGCCAUGUGGCAAAGCGGUGUCCUGGAGGACCUCGGUGUAUUUGGGGGGCAUAGA
Molecule: messenger RNA, 935 nt
Organism: Macroventuria anomochaeta
Lineage: Eukaryota; Fungi; Ascomycota; Dothideomycetes; Pleosporales; Didymellaceae
Exons: 1
Coding region: 217-852 (211 amino acids)
Molecular function (GO): RNA nuclease activity
Source: RefSeq, a predicted model, not a curated record